Siniperca chuatsi (mandarin fish) is the source of this 1746-nucleotide messenger RNA. Its product is annotated as synapse differentiation-inducing gene protein 1-like. The transcript has 3 exons. Bases 189 to 710 code for a protein of 173 amino acids. The record is from RefSeq and is a predicted model, not a curated record. NCBI's taxonomy places the organism in Eukaryota, Metazoa, Chordata, Actinopteri, Centrarchiformes, Sinipercidae. Gene Ontology annotation, cellular component: membrane.
CUAAUGAGAAAAUUUUAUCAAGCCUCCUCAGCUCUUGGACAGUUCACCUUGUGGCAGCAGGGGUGGCUUUAAGAAAACUUGUCCGUGGUGGAAAUUUUCCGUUAAACACUUAAGAAGAAAACAAGUGAGCCCGGCGGUAAAAAGGGAGAUUUGUUUUUGUGAAAGCCCAGAGACCAAGCUGUUGUAUUAUGGACCCCAGUAAGUCUGCCAGCGCUCCUCCACCAGAAUGGUCCACUGAUAAGUCCUCCGUGGGCCAGGCGCCCCCUCCGCCCUACCACGACAACCCGAACCUUCAGGCCGGCCUGGGGUACCCACCACAGCCGCAGGGCUAUGGAGCCCCGCCGCAGUAUGGAGGUGCAGGACAUGGGCAACAGGGAUACCCCAUGGGUCAGCCGUACCCAGCACAGCCGGCCACCGUCACUGUCCAGCCCACAGUGUACGUGACUCAAGGCCCGCUGGCAAACCCUGUCAACGACUACCUGUGCUACUCCAUCUUCACCUUGCUGUGCUGCUGCCUGCCGCUUGGAAUUGCUGCCCUCAUCUACUCCAUCGCAGCCCGUGAAGCCAACCACGUCGGGGACCAAAUGUCAGCGGAGCGAAGCAGCAGGAUGGCCAGGACACUGAACCAUGUGGCCCUGGGACUCGGCAUUGGGCUCACCAUCCUCAUCAUUGUCUACGUAGUGGUUGUGGCGUCUGUGGUUGCCAACUAAAUCUGUUUCACCAUCUUUGCCAUAUUUCUAGUCCCUAUUCUCAUUCUAUAUCUGGUAAUGAGACCACAUUAGGAACAUUACUGGUCAUCGGGAAGGGUUUUUACUGAAAAUUUGUAACCCUGAAGUCAUCUAAUUGGCUAAAAGUUGUUGAUAUUAUUAUCAACAGAAGAUGACCAUUUAUUGUAAAGAGACUGCAGAAGGUCUUUACAUGUAGUCCAUUAUUCUCAACACUGUAGUCAGUAACCACUACAACUUUCCAAAGAUUUAUAAUACAGCAGCAUUUUUUGUGUUUGUGAUUUGCUUUCUGUUAUCACACGUCACAUGUUUUGACAUGCCUUUCAAUUUUGAUGCCUUAGGAGUUCAGCCUGGUUCAGUGUUGCUCCACCACACAUGCAGACUUCAAGUACUAUCCAAAGAGAGUUUCAUAUUUCAUGUUCAAAUAUUAUCAACACAGUUUGUUUGAGUGUUAGAUUUCAUUUUGUGUUGAGUGAGGAGUUUUGUUCAGUUCUGUAAUUGAAAAAAAUUUGUCUGAUUGUAGAUGGAUGAAAUAUUGCUGCCCAUUUAACAGAAUUGUUGGCUAUAUAUAUGCGCUAACACCCUCUAACCACCUUAAAAGUAUGCUAACAUAGUAUUACGUUUAAAAAAAACUAAUCAAGGAUACUUCAAAAAUACUCAGGAGAGACAGCUUUGUUUAGCUCAUGCUGAACAAGGGGUGAACCUGUUUGUUUUUCUGAUCUGAGAUUGCAUGCAACAACGGGAUCUAGUUAUUUUUUAUCUUUAUUCCAGUUGAACAGGUCUGCACAGCUUCUCACAAAAUCAGUAGAGACCUAGCAACAGUGGAGCCAGUAUGGCUGACACAGCCAGUUGCUCAAACUUGCCUAUUUUGAAAGAUGUCGUAUGUUAUGUAUCACUGGCCUGGAUGCUGUUUGCCAUGCAAUGUCUGUAUGUUCUUUUCUUAAUCAAAGCUAAAAAAGUCAGAUUUUACUGUAUACCAAAUUUCUUUAUAAAUAAAGUUUUAAGUGUAGUGAAAGAAAAA